AUGACAGACAGGGAGACAAUAUCAGCGAUUGAUAAUCCUCAAAAGGAGGAUGCAAAUGCAUUUCUGGCGCAGCUUGGCCUGGACGCCCUCCCAUCAGCAGAGCAACUGCGAUCAGAGCUUGAGGACGAACUUUUAAAACCAAAAUGCAACUUUAUCUCACAAAGGGUAGAUCAAUAUCAAAUCCACUGGGAGCAGUCUCUCGAUAUACAGGACUUGUUCUCUUUGGAACCGAGCUCAUCGCCUCUGAAACUAAGCUACAAGAGGGCAGGGUUGGAUGGAAGAGUGAUCGGCGUUACGGAAACCCGAGUCUCUAAAACUCUAUCCGCACUCAAUUCAACAUCCAUGCAAAGAGCGGCUGCUCCUCCUGGCAGCUUCGUACGUGGCAAGUCUGGCCAUGUACCAUUCUGGCCCGGUGGCUUGGACGAAGCUCUCGGGCUUGACGAAGAUGCAGUCAACAGAAAUGGCACAAGCGGUCUUCAGACAAUUCCACCAGGCUUUACGCGUGGGCUCAGAUUACCAGGCGAGGUGGACGAGGCCGAGCUCAUAAACCAGGUCGCGGACCACAUCACGAGUGAGCCGAAGUUGUACGAAACUGACGUUCCAGUCACCCGCCCGCCACCUGAGCAUUCCGAGAUUGACGAGCUACUCCCACUCUCUCGUGUACAAGUCUCUGGGACAACGGUCCCAAAGCAGCAGAAACGCUCUUUGCCCCAAAGGCGCGAUUGGGCCCAUGUCGUGGAUGUCAAUAAACCAAUGCCACAAGCACGCUUCAAGCAGCUCGUGCCCGAAAUGGCUCAUAACUAUCCAUUCGAACUGGACACAUUCCAGAAGGAAGCAGUAUACCAUUUGGAGCAAGGUGACUCUGUUUUCGUAGCCGCACAUACAUCUGCAGGCAAGACAGUCGUCGCAGAGUAUGCAAUUGCACUGGCCGCGAAGCAUAUGACCCGAGCCAUAUACACCUCUCCCAUAAAGGCCUUGUCUAACCAAAAGUUUCGCGAUUUCAAGACGACCUUCUCUGCCUCUUCCGUGGGUAUCCUGACAGGCGACGUCCAAAUCAACCCUGAAGCAAAUUGCCUCAUCAUGACAACAGAGAUUCUACGCAGCAUGCUCUAUAAAGGCGCCGACUUAAUUAGAGACGUCGAGUUUGUAAUCUUCGACGAAGUGCAUUACGUGAACGACGCCGAGAGAGGGGUCGUAUGGGAGGAAGUCAUCAUCAUGCUUCCAGAUCAUGUCAAUAUCAUCCUGUUGUCCGCCACUGUUCCAAACACCAAGGAGUUCGCGGACUGGGUCGGGCGAACCAAGAAGAAAGAUAUUUAUGUCAUAUCUACUCCCAAGCGACCAGUUCCCUUGGAGCACUUCCUAUAUGCUGGAAAAGAAACGUUUAAGAUCGUAGAUGCCAAAGGCUCCUUCUUGUCUUCCGGAUACAAAGAAGCUGGUGAAGCCUUGCGAAGAAAACAAGACAAAGAACGCGAAGCUGCGGGCCUUCCUCCAGUCCAGCGUCUCGGUGCUCGUGCAGCGGCUCCUCAGAGAGGCCAAAGAGGCGGUGGGCCUGGGCGAGGAGCGGCGACGCGAGGCGGAGGAGUCGUCAAGACCGGUCCCAUGGGUGGUGCUCGUACAUUCCAUUCGGCUGACAAGAAUCUCUACGUUCAUCUACUUAAUCACCUGCGCAAGAAAGAACUACUUCCGGUCGUCGUCUUCACCUUUUCCAAGAAGAGAUGCGAGGAAAAUGCCGCGACACUCACCAAUGCCGAUCUCUGUACCUCUGUAGAGAAAAGCGAGGUCCAUGUGGCAGUAGAAAAGGCACUGUCAAGACUAAAGGGGACAGACAAGCAGCUUCCUCAGAUUGGUCGAAUGAGAGAUCUACUCUCCAGAGGUAUCGGAGUGCAUCAUGGGGGAUUACUUCCUAUUGUUAAAGAGGUUGUGGAGAUUUUAUUCGCUCGGGGUCUAGUCAAGAUCUUAUUUGCUACAGAAACAUUUGCCAUGGGCGUAAACAUGCCGGCUCGAUGUGUAGUCUUCUCUGGUAUACGAAAGCACGAUGGGAAAAGCUUUCGAGAAUUACUUGCAGGAGAGUAUACGCAGAUGUCUGGUCGUGCCGGUAGACGUGGUCUGGAUUCAACGGGUGUUGUGGUGAUUGUUGCAGGAGACGAACUUCCAGAGAUGGCAACACUAAACAAGAUGAUGUUAGGAACGCCCUCGCGCUUACAAUCCCAAUUCAGGCUCACAUAUAAUAUGAUCCUUAACCUACUUCGCGUUGAGGCACUAAAAGUCGAGGAGAUGAUAAAGCGAAGCUUCUCUGAAAACGCCUCCCAACGACUCCUACCUGACCAGCAAAAGAAGAUUAUCGAGAUUGAGGCGAAGCUAAAGAAGCUGCCUGAUCUUCAAUGCGAUGUCUGCACCCCUGACAUUCAAGUUGUGUACGAUCUUAGUAAGGAGAUUAUAUGGCGCCACCAAGACUUAUUGUCUACUGCUGCGAGCCAGCCGGCGGGUACCAAGCUGUUUGCACCAGGAAGAAUUGUGAUCCUCCGAGACGGGCACUUCUCGGGCAAUAUCGCCGUUCUCCUCAAGAAGGCACCGUUAGCUUCUGUUGCCCAAGACGGAGGCCAAAAGCUUGCUCCGUAUUUUGUUUUGGCUCUAAUAGAUCCAGAAACAAAGCAGAAAGCGCAUGAAAAGCAAUCUAUCCCACCCAUAUGGGAUAUCAAACCUGAAACGCUGAUGCAAGAGGAAAGGGCAUAUGAUGUCUGCAUUGUUCCAAUUAGCAGUAUCCUGCGAGUUACGAAUCGCGUGAUCAAGCCGGAUAUCGAUAUGAUUUUGGAGCGUCAACGGAUAUCAGUCAUGCGUGAAAUUGUCGAGCAGUUACAAGAAAUCGCCACGGAGUGGCAUAAUGCAUCACCACCACGAAUCCCAGAGGUAGAAUGGUCCAAAAUGCGUCAGCUCGAAUUUCAAGAAAAUCUGAGGUCAAGAGAAGCCCUCGAAAAGCGCUUAGAAGGUAAAGGAUGCACGCUUUGCGAGCACUUUAAUGAACAUUAUGGUCAAAUCCACGAGCGGAAGCAACUACUUGCGGAGAUUGAGAGCCUCAAGUUUGCAUUGUCAGACCAGAACCUCGAACUACUCCCCGAUUAUGAACAGCGCAUAGCUGUACUCAAAGAUCUGAAGUUCAUCGAUGAUAAUUCUACAGUUCAGCUCAAAGGGCGUGUGGCUUGCGAGAUCAAUUCGGCCGAUGAACUCAUUCUGACGGAACUUAUCUUGGAAAAUACAUUUGCAGACUAUGAACUUGAGGAAGUCGCGGCACUUCUCUCAUGCUUUGUGUUCCAAGAGAAGUCGGAAGUAGAGCCUGUCUUGACACCCACACUCGCCAAGGGUCGCGAAGAGAUCCUAGUCGUUGCAGACCGCGUGGGUCGCAUACAGGACUAUCACAAAGUCAGCGCAGAGGACUUUGAAAAGAAACUCAAGUUUGGUCUAGUAGAAGUCGUCUAUGAAUGGGCCAAGGGUACCACAUUCGAGGACAUCACAAAACUUACCGAUGUAGCUGAAGGCACAAUUGUGCGCGUCAUUACCAGACUGGACGAGACUUUUCGGGAGGUGCGCGACGCCGCCAGGGUCAUUGGCGAUGCAGAAUUGUUCAAGAAGAUGGAAGAAGCACAAACAAAAAUCAAGCGAGACAGUGAGUAUAUCAUCGGUCACCCGACUAUUUACUGA
Serendipita indica DSM 11827 is the source of this 3696-nucleotide messenger RNA. Lineage: Eukaryota; Fungi; Basidiomycota; Agaricomycetes; Sebacinales; Serendipitaceae. The record is from the annotation of a GenBank genome assembly.